AUGAGGCCAGCAAAAUCCGACGAGGUUAGCGCGCUGCUUAUCGGAGUCUUGGCGAAGUCGUUAUCGGGACCAUGCGUCAAUGAAACUCCGCCGGAGAAGGGCAUCGUCUUUCCCUUCUACUUAAACUCUCCCCUCUUCCCAUUUCUUUCCCACACUUUCAAUUCCUUCAUUCCACACUCCAAAAUGUCCUCCGUCGCCCGUGCUAUCCGUCCCUUUGCCUCUCGGGUCCUUGCCCAGAAGCCCAUUGCUCCCAUCUGCCAGGCUUCGCCCGCUUUCCGUUUCCCGCGGGGAACCAGGACCUUCUCCCAGAGCCCUCUCUCUCAGCUGAAGAAGUACACCGAGUCACACGAAUGGAUUGAGCUGGCCGACGGUGGAAAGACUGCCAAGAUCGGUAUCACUGACUACGCCGCCCACUCUCUGGGUGAUGUCGUCUACGUCGAGCUUCCCGAGGAGGGUCUCGAUGUCUCUGCCGGUGAGCCCGUUGGAGCCGUUGAGUCCGUCAAGUCUGCUUCCGAUGUCCUUUCCCCCGUCGCCGGUAAGGUCAUUGCCGGCAACAGCAUCCUCGAGGACAAGGCUAAGACCAUCAACGAGAGCCCCGAGGGUGAGGGAUGGAUCGCCGAGAUCGAGGUCGCUGACGUUGCUGAGCUCGAUGCCCUCCUCGACGAAGCUGCCUACAAGCAGACCAUUGAUGCUUAA
Messenger RNA from Penicillium brevicompactum, 696 nucleotides. Its product is annotated as glycine decarboxylase subunit H. The transcript has 3 exons. Gene Ontology annotation, biological process: glycine decarboxylation via glycine cleavage system; protein lipoylation. Gene Ontology annotation, cellular component: glycine cleavage complex; mitochondrion; cytoplasm. The record is from RefSeq and is a predicted model, not a curated record. Bases 1 to 696 code for a protein of 231 amino acids. Lineage: Eukaryota; Fungi; Ascomycota; Eurotiomycetes; Eurotiales; Aspergillaceae.